Molecule: messenger RNA, 1023 nt
Organism: Pichia kudriavzevii
Lineage: Eukaryota; Fungi; Ascomycota; Pichiomycetes; Pichiales; Pichiaceae
Exons: 1
Coding region: 1-1023 (340 amino acids)
Biological process (GO): ceramide biosynthetic process
Cellular component (GO): membrane
Molecular function (GO): sphingolipid delta-4 desaturase activity
Source: RefSeq, a predicted model, not a curated record
AUGGCAUCUCGACACGAAUUCUUUUGGACAAACGAAAAGGACCCCCAUGUCUAUAGGAGAAAGGCCAUUUUGAAGAAAUACCCACAAGUGACCAAACUUACCGGUCCUGAGCCACUCACAAAAUGGAUCAGUUUGGCCGUUGUUCUCUUACAAUUCACUAUUGCUUAUCUUCUACGCAACACUUCUCCUUUAUCGUGGAAAUUUCUACUCAUUGCUUGGGGGGUUGGCGGAUUUGCUAGUCAAAACUGCUUUUUAUGCAUCCACGAAUUAUCCCACAAUUUGGGAUUCAGGAAACCCUUGUAUAAUAGGCUAUUCUCAAUAAUAUCCAACUUACCUAUCGGAAUUCCUUAUUCGGCAUCGUUCCAACCAUACCACCAGCUCCAUCACAAAUUCUUGGGUGACGAAGUUUACGAUACUGACUUGCCGACCCGCUUAGAAGCCCUUCUCCUAUCGAGCGUCUUGGGUAAGGCCUUCUUCACUACUUUCCAGAUCUUCUUCUACGCGUUCAGACCUAUGUUUGUCACCCAAAUCGAAUUCACCGCAAUCCAUUUGCUUAAUGUCGUUGUACAGUUCGUGGUUGAUUACUACAUUGUCAAAUAUUGGGGGUGGAACUCCCUAAUGUACUUUCUGCUCUCCUCCUUCUUUGCAGGCUCCUUGCAUCCAACCGCUGGCCAUUUUGUAGCAGAACACUACAUCUUCGACCCACCGGCUCAAUUCAAGGAAUUUGAAUCUCCUCCCCCAAUGGAAACCCAUUCUUACUAUGGCCCAUUGAACAUGCUAACCUGGAACGUUGGUUAUCAUAAUGAACACCACGAUUUCCCCUACGUUGCAUGGUCCAAACUCCCUGUCUUGCGGGAAACAGCGCCCGAAUUCUAUAACCAAGUUCCAGAGAUUAAAAGUUGGUGCUGGAUCAUUGUGGAUUUCAUAUUCAACCAUGACGUGACCAUGUACAACCGUGUCAAGAGACAUACAGCUGGACCUAGGGCAAGGAGGUCGGUUGACUACAAUGACAACUCCAAAUAA